CCCUGGGGGGCGGGAAUUUGACUCUUCGCUCCUCCUCAUACCGAGGCCGGACCACACUCAACCCCCGGUCCGGGGACCCGGACCUUCCGCAGCGAGAGAACAGUCACGGUCAGCGACGAAUAUCAAGAGAACGCGAGCCAGAGUAUGACACUCUUCAUGUUGCCAUUGGUACCACCUCCUCCAGCUAUCCAAAGGAAUUGAUUAUAGGACAGACGACUUAAAGCCCUUUUGACACAUAAACGUCCAAUUCCUCCCAAUGUAAAACGUGGCUCUUUAUAUGAAGGUAAAAGGCCUUGUGUGGAGAGUAAUGACCGCACGUUUCCGAUUGCCUGCUGGCAGAACCUACAAUGUACGCGCGUCCGAGCAGGCACGAGAUAGACAGAGCACAGAGGUGGUCUGCAAUAUCCUUCUCCUGGAUAACACUGUACAAACUUUCCGUGUAAAUAAACAUGAUCAUGGACAAGUUCUUUUAGAUUUAGUCUUCAGUUACCUUGAUUUAACAGAAAGAGACUAUUUUGGAUUGCAGCUGGCUGAUAAUUCCUGCGAUAAUCCUUGGUGGCUGGAUCCCAAUAAGCCAAUUCGAAAACAACUGAAAAGGGGAUCGCCAUAUAACCUGAACUUUAGAGUAAAGUUUUUUGUGUGUGACCCUAGCAAGCUGCAAGAGGAGUAUACAAGGUACCAGUAUUUUUUGCAGAUAAAACAAGACAUCCUCACAGGGAGGUUACCAUGUCCUUAUAAUACUGCUGCGCUGUUGGCAUCAUAUUCAGUUCAAUCUGAAUUAGGUGACUACAGUAUUUCAGAACACUUGCCUGGUUAUCUUGCUGACAUCUCUUUCAUUCCAAACCAACUUCAAGACUUUGUGAAAGAAAUAGCAAAACUUCAUCAGCAGCAUAGGUUGAAGAUUGUAAAAAUUUCUUUUAAGUGUAAACAAUUUUUUAUUCAGCUUCGCAAAGAAUUGAAUGAAUAUCGAGAAACUCUGCUAGGCUUCAACAUGGUCAAUUACAGAGCCUGCAAAAAUCUAUGGAAAGCUUGUGUAGAACAUCACACUUUUUUCCGCAUGGACUCCCCUCUUCCCCCUCAGAAGAACUUCUUUGCACAUUAUUUUACUCUGGGUUCAAAAUUCCGUUACUGUGGAAGGACUGAGGUCCAGUCUGUGCAAUAUGGAAAGGAAAAAGCAAACAAAGACAGGGUAUUUGCUAGAUCUCCAAGCAAACCGUUGUCACGAAAACUUGUCAAUAACAUGGACUGGGAAGUAGUAAGCAGGAACUCUUUGUCUAAUGAGAGAUUGGAAACACAAAGUCUGCCUUCUCGAUCUCCUCCUGGGUCACCCAAUCACCGUAAUUCCACGUUUAAGCAGGAGGGAACACGUCUCCGUCCAUCUUCUGUUGGACAUUUGGUAGACCAUGUGAUUCACACCUCUCAAGUGGAAGCCUUCAAUAACCACAGAUCUCCUUCCUCUACCCAGGCCAACAGCAUUAUACUGGACUCUCCAAAGUCUCAGAACAAUGCCAUAGAUGCACCACCACCUGCGCUGCCACCGAAACAAUCUAAAAAAAACAGUUUGAACCACUCUAACUCCCAACUAGAUCUGGAAGACCACAUCAACGAACCAUUUGAUUGUUCUUGGACUCCUGAAAAAUCUACUCCGAAUGGUCUUGUGCCACAUGAUAAUCUUGUGUUGAUAAGAAUGAGGCCAGAUGAAAAUGGACGAUUUGGCUUCAAUGUAAAGGGUGGCUUUGAUCAGAAAAUGCCCGUCAUAGUAUCCAGGGUUGCUCCAGGAACAUCAGCUGAUCUGUGUGUUCCCCGUCUUAAUGAAGGAGAUCAGGUUGUAUUAAUUAAUGGAAGAGACAUAUCAGAGCACACUCAUGACCAAGUAGUCAUGUUCAUCAAAGCAAGCUGUGAGAUGCACUCAGGGGAGCUUGUUCUGCUGGUCCGACCUAAUGCUGUUUAUGACCUAGUGGAGGAAAGACUGGAGAAUGAACCUGAUUUCCAGUACAUCCCAGAGAAGUCAUCCAUGGAUGGUAGUCAUUCAGAAGAUGCUCUGAGUGAAUCAAUGAUUCAGCUGGCAGACGGUCUAGUAAAUGGAACAGUCCUUGCUCAGUUUGAUCAGUUGUACAGAAGAAAGCCUGGGAUGACCAUGUCGUGUGCCAGAUUACCUCAAAAUAUUUCCAAAAAUAGAUACAGGGAUAUAUCACCUUAUGAUGCUACACGGGUGAUUUUGAAAGGUGGUGAUGAUUACAUCAAUGCAAACUAUAUCAAUAUGGAAAUCCCUUCUUCCUGUAUAAUCAAUCGGUACAUUGCAUGCCAAGGACCUCUUCCGAACACCUGUCCGGACUUCUGGCAAAUGAUCUGGGAACAAGGCUCCUCCUUGGUGGUAAUGCUGACCACUCAAGUGGAGCGUGGUAGAGUAAAAUGCCACCAGUAUUGGCCAGAGUCCACAAGUAGCUCAUCAUUUGGAAACUUCCAAAUUUCCUGCCAUUCAGAGGCUGAAAACCCAGCAUAUGUUUUUCGAGACAUGACACUGACUAACUUGGAGAAAAAUGAAAGUCGACCACUUACCCAGAUUCAAUACAUUGCAUGGCCGGACCAUGGUGUACCAGAUGAUUCAAGUGACUUCCUAGAUUUUGUAUGUCUUGUACGGCAAAAGAGGUCUGACAGAAAUGAACCAGUCAUCGUCCAUUGCAGUGCUGGGAUUGGUCGGACAGGAGUACUCAUCACAAUGGAAACAGCAAUGUGUUUGAUGGAGUGUAACCAGGCUGUGUAUCCACUAGACAUUGUUAGAACAAUGAGAGACCAGAGGGCGAUGAUGAUCCAAACACCGAGUCAAUACAGAUUUGUGUGUGAAGCAAUCUUGAAGGUAUCCAAAGAAGGAUUAGUCAAACCAUUAAGAAACGUCACUUCAUAAGUAUUGUGUGUGAGCUUGGGAUAUAAAUGAAGGAAUACCAUCAAACAUCUGAAGCUAGGACCAGCGGCUCUUGGAACACCAGCUCAUCCUGCAGGUUGCGGUGGUCCAGGCCAGGAGUUAAAGGACUUUGAAACUUCAGCACUGCUGCACUUUAUGUUGAAACAAACACAAGAAUAAUAGAUCUCUGAAACUACA
Bombina bombina (fire-bellied toad) is the source of this 3100-nucleotide messenger RNA. It is a transcript of the gene PTPN4, whose product is annotated as protein tyrosine phosphatase non-receptor type 4. The record is from RefSeq and is a predicted model, not a curated record. Gene Ontology annotation, biological process: protein dephosphorylation. Gene Ontology annotation, cellular component: cytoskeleton; cytoplasm; cytoplasmic side of plasma membrane. Gene Ontology annotation, molecular function: cytoskeletal protein binding; protein tyrosine phosphatase activity. Lineage: Eukaryota; Metazoa; Chordata; Amphibia; Anura; Bombinatoridae.